AAAGUCUUUACACGACCACAUAACUUAAAACAGCAUAAACAGAUCCAUUUCAAGGAAAAGAAGCACCAAUGUUUCAAGUGUGACAAGACAUUCCAUCGGAGAUCAAACCUACUGCGCCACAAGAGGCAAGUCCACGAAAAGCGUGCUGCAGCUAGAGAGUACAAGUGCAAUACCUGCGGAGAGCGAUUUCAUAAUCUGGCGCCAUUCCAAGCUCAUCAGAAGACAGCUCACAGCCAACCCUUGCCUAGAGCUACAAAACGUACACGGGAUGAUGAAGCAGGUAAAUCUUUUUUUAGUUGUACGUAAAUGUUUACUUGCUUCACACAAAAGAUGCUAAGACCUAUUUCUUUGUUAAAGGUCUUAAUUCCAUGCAAAUUAACGGUUAAAGCAGUGAAGCGUAACAUAGUCAUGUGCUUAUUUUGAGUAAGUUAAACAAUGGAGCCCAUUUCUGAAUUUUAGUUAGACAUUAGGAGUUUAUUUCUUUGUUAGAACCAAAGCCCAAGCGUAUAAAGCCAAACCCCGUGGAAGAAAGGAAAGCAACUUCUAACUGGCAAGAAGACCCCCGCACCAUGUCUGACCUACCCCAAGAACAGCAACAUUCCCUUCCUGAGUACCGCCGCCAUUGGCAUCAAAUCAGAACCCGUUUCAGCCGUCAUAACCGUCUUUCUGACUGGUAUAACUUCCGCCUAACCUCCCUUCAACCACGAGAGAUUUCCAACCACUUAGACGAGAUCUUCACUGAUCAGUCCACAGUCUUCAAAAUCAAUGUGUCCUUUGCGUUUUUUCUAAGAAACAACGAAACCGGUGAGUUGCAGUAUUAUUACGCAUCAAGAAACAACGAACAAGUCUUUGAAGAACCUUUCCAGAUUACAACCGCAGCCGACCUUCCCCAAGUUCGCGAAGCAUUAAAGAAUCUCGAUGUCUUGGAAUGGGUACGCCAGCGGCGUCCCAAUUCUAAAUGGGUUGUGGAUACAGUGACCAAUGUCACCUUCUUUAUAACCAAGAUUCGAGGUCAUCCUAUUGGAAGAGGCACCGAUUUGCCCAAGUACCUUAGUAACAAUAAUGGCUUACUUCCCUUGGACCGAGACCAUAAGACUGGUAAAGUCUACAGCGACAAUCUCUGUUUUUUUCGGGCUCUGGCACUCCACAAUGGCUGUCACCCCAAGAACCUUGAGAGAGAUGCAAAGCAUUACUACGAGAGA
Molecule: messenger RNA, 1202 nt
Organism: Porites lobata
Lineage: Eukaryota; Metazoa; Cnidaria; Anthozoa; Scleractinia; Poritidae
Source: the annotation of a GenBank genome assembly